Helianthus annuus (common sunflower) is the source of this 1208-nucleotide messenger RNA. RefSeq names its product TVP38/TMEM64 family membrane protein slr0305. The transcript has 9 exons. NCBI's taxonomy places the organism in Eukaryota, Viridiplantae, Streptophyta, Magnoliopsida, Asterales, Asteraceae. Bases 228 to 1028 code for a protein of 266 amino acids. Gene Ontology annotation, cellular component: membrane. The record is from RefSeq and is a predicted model, not a curated record.
AAGCAAAACAUUAGGAAAAACAAUAAUAAUUAUUAAAAAUAAAUAAAAAAUUAAAGAAACAUAUAGUUGGCUUCCAAUUGGGAGAUAGAUUAGAAAGAAGAGCUGAUUUCUCAGCUAACAAUCGCAUUUUGGGGAUGUUCUUCUUUCAGUUUCACACAUAAAUAAUUACACACAAUCCCAAUCCCAAUCAAAAUCAAAAUCAAAAUCAGAAGCAGGAUAUAUUAUUAAUGGCGACGACGUCGUUUAAUUGGAAUUGGGUUAGAAUUACUCUCCUUCUUCUCCUCAUCGCCGCCAUCGCCUUUGCUUGCUUUACUCUUCCUGUCGAAAAGACAUUGAAGGACUUCUUGUUAUGGGUGGAGAAUGAUCUUGGUCCUUGGGGUCCUCUUGCAUUGGCUGUUGCGUAUAUCCCUUUAACGAUUCUUGCAGUUCCCGCAUCAGUGCUUACUCUGGGUGGUGGUUAUCUGUUUGGUUUGCCAAUGGGUUUUCUUGCUGACUCUAUUGGUGCGGUGAUAGGUGCAACUGCAGCAUUCCUUCUUGGCAAAACAAUUGGGAGAUCAUAUGUCAUUUCUAAGUUAGGUGAUUAUCCACAGUUUCGAGCAGUUGCUAUUGCUAUUCAGAAAUCCGGAUUUAAGAUUGUGCUGUUGCUUCGACUUGUUCCACUACUUCCAUUUAACAUGUUGAAUUACCUUUUAUCCGUAACACCGAUUUCUAUAUGGGAGUAUGUGAUGGCUUCAUGGUUGGGAAUGAUGCCAAUUACCUUCGCACUUGUAUAUGUUGGAACAACUUUGAAGGAUCUAGCUGAUGUUACCCAUGGAUGGAGUCAGUUUUCCAAAACUCGUUGGGCACUUGUUAUUCUGAGUUUUGUGGUGUCUGUGAUCUUAAUGGUGGUUGUUACCAAAGUUGCAAAGUCGGCUCUUGAAAAAGCUUUGGCUGAAGGUAUUGAUAUAGAUGGCGGUGUCGCCGAUAGCUCAUCUGUUGUGGAGGAAGCGCGGGUAGAUAUUCAUGAGUCACUACUAGUCAAAGGUUGAUUCUUGUUUAUGAACAAUGAAUCAAAGGCAGUUAAAUGUUUUCUUUCUUAUUUAUACAUUUUAUGUAUAGUUGAUUUCCCAGUCUUACCAUUUGUAGUACAGCGUCCACGAAAGUGUUGUAGAUGAUUAACUUAUAUUACUGAUUUAUAUGGUACGUCGUUUCAUUUUUUUAAUGGACAA